CCCGUACGUCGAUUGCAUUUGUCAAAAGUGCUUCAAGUGUCAAAUGCAUUUGUUGUAUUUGUCGAAAAAACAAGCAGUGAAGCUAGCAAAAUAGAAUUCUUUCUCCCGUGCAUUGGUUUCAUAUUUUUGUACCCUUUGCAUUCAAACUAGUACGGUGCAUCGAGUCGUCAGUUGCAACGCUUAUCAGUCCGCAUACGCAGACAGGCGCGAGUGUUGGAUUUGGUGGUGUGCUGUGUUGCGUGUGCGAGAUUGAAGAGUACACGGAACAUGGAGGAACCGCAGGAAGCGAAACACUCAACUACAGUGCAUGCAGCGGCCGAACCAGUACAACGGUCACCCGAUGGAAGAAUGGUAGUAAUCUGCCGCAUUUGUCUUUCCACCUGUCCGCGGAUGAUAUCCAUUCACAGUCCGGUUCCGGAGUACGAUCAGAAGACACUGUACGCCAUGCUGUUGUCUGUUUGUCUACCAUUGAACCAGCGCGAAACGGUACAGGGCUUUCCGGAGCAAAUUUGUCGUAACUGCCAAUGGAAGCUACUGUCGGCGUACGACCUGUACGAGACAACCCUGGCCAGUGACGAACAGCUGCGAGCUCAGAACGAACUGGGAACGGCCGUGAAGGUAUCAAGGAACCCGCAGAUCAGCGAGGUGAUAAAGCCGGAUAGCGCCCCUGUACCGCCGAACGUGACCAGCGAUGGUCUCAUGCGCGUAAAGGAAGAAACUCCCGACGAUGGAUAUGAGGAACAGUACGGACCGGGUAGUAGAACCGAAUACGAUAGCAGUACGAUUUACGAACCAAGCGAAGAGAUGGAGGCCAUUAGUGUAUACCCAGUCGUUUCCAUGCUAGUCCCGCAUAGCGAACAGAGACAGGAGGAAGCGGUGCCUGGUCCCGUGUUGGUGGAAUCGAAACCUCCGAUCCCGGACCCGCUGGAAAGUUUCAUCGAGGAGCACUAUCAGGUAGACGAGGGUAAUGGCAAUCAUGUGUGCGGACUAUGCAAACAGGACUUCCCGUACAAGAGCCAGUGCCGUAUGCAUAUUGUGCAAAAGCACAAUCCGGCCAAACCGUUCAAGUGUGACAUCUGUUUCUGCACGCUCACCAGCCAUCUGCGUCUGGUAAGGCACAAGAUCGUCGCCCACGGUGCUGGCCAGAUCAAGCGCGAAGACGUUAUAGAGGCGCAGAACGACAGUACGGGCGAGAUGACGUACACCUGUCCGAUCUGCCGGAAGGUGUUCAACUCGUCCGUACGCUUCAAGCGCCACAAGAACGUGCACGUCGUGCACAAUCGACCGUUUAAGUGUGAGGUGUGUUUGUACCGGUUCGCCACCAAACCUCAGCUCACGCAGCACGCCAAGGUACACGAAACGAAACCCGAUCCGGGUCUAGCACCCGGCAGUGGCGAGGUGGGCGAAUUUCCCUGCGACCGCUGCGAGGAAAUAUUCACGGCCAAGCGCACACUAACGAUGCAUUUGAAAAAGGCACAUCAGGUGUACCGGGUGCCGGGUGGUGCACGACCUGAUGAGCGCGAACGGAGCGAGUACGUGUGCAUCAUCUGCAAGGCAACGUUUGCGCGCGAAACUGUGCUAAAUACGCACAUGAAAAUGCACGAGCUGUUGGCGGCCGAAAAGGAAAAGGAACGUCGGCUCGAUCUCGAGCGGAUGGUAAAGCAGGAACUGCAGCAACAGAUGCAGAUGAAUAUGCCACCCUUACCGCCUCUAUCGCCGGAAGUGAUUGACCGUUCGGCUUGUGUGCUGGAACCGUUCGCCCUUGGGCUGGUGCCGGUAGCGAAACCGGGCACAAACAAUAACAAUAAUACCAGCAUCAACAAUAACAGUCCCCCGACUGCGCCAGCCGUUGGUGGAUCCGGUGGUCCAAGUGGUUCAGUGCAGAGCGGCAAACGCAAGGUGCCGAUAUCACCGGCAGCUCCUAGUGAUAUGGCGUACGUGUGUCCGGUCUGUGACAUGGAGUUCGACGAACGGGAUGCACUGAAGAAGCACCAGAAGGAGCAGCAUGCAAGGCUACAGGUUGGCAUCGUGUCGUCGAAGCUUGGUGACUCUAUCAGCCCGAACAGUAGCUGUAGUCCGCAAGCGAAGAUGAUGCCACGAUUUUCCGAUAUGCCAGGCAUGAAACGAAGGCUGAUGGAUGGUUCUGUACGGACGAGCAAAGAGCGACUGCUGACUAACACAACCACAAUGAGCUACAUAAACCAUGAGGAAUCAUUGGGACAUGAUGAGUCGCUGGAAAGCGAUGGUCAUUUCACUGCCGGCCUGUUACCAAUCGAUGACAUUCCCGCGAGUAGUGACCGACGGUCCGCGUCUGGUACCACAGCGACAUCUCCCGGCGAAGAACCAUUUCAGUUCCAGUGUGGACUGUGCCAUAAAAAGUUCUCGUACAACUGUUACUUAACGAUGCACAUGCGAAAGAACCACGAUAAAUCGAAACCUUUCGGCUGUAAAGUGUGCCAUUAUCGAUUUAGAUACCGGGGAACACUGCUGCGGCAUCAGCUUAUACACUCUUCGCAGCGUGUCCAGCCUGGGAGCCACGGUUCUAUCAUCUUCAAAUGUCGCAUCUGUUCAGCUAAAUUUUUGGAGCUGAAGCAAUUAAAUGUUCAUCUGAAAACUCAUCGAAAGGUGCCCGAGGUGCACGAUACCAGCCUCCAGGUACAGCUGAUCCAGUGCGACGAAUGUCCGCAAAUCUUUAGCGAACCGAAUCAGCUGGCCAAGCACAUGCUGAAGGAGCACCAGGAACAGAAUAGUACCGAUGAUGAGUUAUACGAUACGGUACAGCAUGCAGGACUGCUGAUGGAUCAAUCUGCGUCAUCUUUACGGGCUGAUAAAAGUUGUACCGGAGUUUCAACCCUGAACGAUCUCAAACUAAAUUCUGGCCAGUCGAAGAAUGUCGGUACAACUAACGAAGCAUUCUUGGACGAUGAUAUAUCGAUGAUCAAACUAGAGCCCACGUACGAUUGAACGUGGAUGUGUAGAUUUGGUUUAAUUUUCUUAUUUUUUAAACAAUAUUUCCCCCGUUCCAUUGCAUCGGAUGGAACAUAAUAAAAUAAAUAGCUAGAAAGGGCUUUAGCAAUAAGUGGGUAUGUAGUUGCGUGUGAAUGAAUAGAAAAUGGGAUCGUGUCAUGGUCGUAACAAGUAAACUAAGCGAUCUAAACCGUGUGUACAAUAUAAACCAAAUAAAAUGAAACCCAAUCAUCGAAGUAAAUUGAUUCUAAGCUGCCACAACAAACACAGGUUCCACUAUGUUUUGGUUAGCCAAAGAGUAUUUUAUCAAAACCUUGCCAACCGUUUGUGCUGGCAAAGGUAAUAGGGAGAAUAAAAAAUUAUCGAAAUAAACGAGAUAGAUUUAUCAAAGAUUGA
Anopheles funestus (African malaria mosquito) is the source of this 3363-nucleotide messenger RNA. Its product is annotated as zinc finger protein 425-like. Gene Ontology annotation, cellular component: nucleus; chromosome. The transcript is spliced from 2 exons. Lineage: Eukaryota; Metazoa; Arthropoda; Insecta; Diptera; Culicidae. Gene Ontology annotation, molecular function: zinc ion binding; chromatin insulator sequence binding. The record is from RefSeq and is a predicted model, not a curated record. Gene Ontology annotation, biological process: regulation of transcription by RNA polymerase II. The coding region runs from base 268 to 2964 and encodes 898 amino acids.